CGUGAUUCUUAUCGACAUGUCUUAGGAAUAAGAAAGAGUAAGAGCAGUGAGAGAAUGCAAAAUUAGAGUUGUAACUCUGUUGUGGUGUCUGGCCCGUAGCGCCCUCCUUCUGAAAGUUUUAUGUGUCAAGCAACAGCCCCGAAGAAAAAAGUUAAUUAAUACAGUCUCAUUCACGAGCCAAAAAAAAAUAGCAAAAGGAAGCAAAACAAAGUAGCCUCUCGCACUCGCUUCACCUCUAAUGUCCUCUCGUCGCCUUUGUUCUCUCAUUAUAGCGAAGGUAACAUGAUGAACUAGUCAACUCACAACAAGUAGCCGCAGAAGUAGGCUAGGUAAGAACUACCUUCCCCUCUGGUAGUUCUCUAGCGAACAGGGAAAGUAACAUGAAAUUUCGGUAGAGUGUGUAUACCACAGUUGCGAUUCAAGGCUUCUCAAAUAACAACUGUUUCCUCAGUUAGGAGCCUCUCCAUCUCAUUGCUUGUAAUUACUAUUACCGAAAAGAAAAAUCAUGGCGCCCGCUAAGGCCUCUGCCUUAGAGGUAGAGUUCUGGAAGUUUUUGGCUUCCGACACCGUCAGCCUCAAACAGCGGAUUCCGGAUGUAGCUGUUUUCACGAAGAGGCAUCACUUUGAUGGCUGGUGGCAUACGACGAAAACAGGUCUGUUAGCGAAAAAGCAAAAUGGGACGAUCGACCAAUUUUUGCAAAGAGUACUGCAGGUGGCGGAGGUAUUGGUGACGCAUAAUAUUCGCUCAUGCCUAGUUCGUUGUAACAUUGUAACAGAGAUAGGUACUUACACUGUAAUUUUCCUCGAUAGUUCGGAGGUCGCUCGUAACCCUAUUCGCAAACAAUAGGUACUUUCACUGUCUCACUUCUUUCAACUUGUCCCUGAGUCUUGCUUUUGAGGCUUGCGACCGACGAUGAAACAAUACAUGGAUGUUAGGCAAGGUUCCAUCAGUUUCCCUUUUCAUAACUAUCAGGAACGACACCGCGCCAAAAACCUACCAUUUGGGACGCAUACGCCAGCAGCGAUAUUACGUAAAGUCGCGCCGGUCGCUGGAAGCCAGGACAAAGAGGGAUGUCCGGUAGCAGUCAUUCUGACUGCUGGCGAGGUCUCGCAGGUCAUCGACAGCGUCAAAAACCGAUCAUUCGAUGAUUGCGAUGUACUACUACAACUGUUCGUUAUUUUUACUUACUAGAUCUUUGAUUUAAAAACGAGUCAACAAGCUUGUCUAAAGGGAUAUUACUAGAGUUCGUUCUUUCAAAAAACGUUCGGAUAACGUAAAAAGAGGCUCCAUGACAUGACAUGACUUUGUCUAAGGUCUACAAGAUUAUCUGAUUUGGAUAAAAAUGCCAUUUAUUAAUCCCUUGUCAGAGCAGACGUUUACGUUUUUCAUUCAGAUAGUGUGCCUUAGACGAGCCUUCCAUUCCGUCUAUCAAACGCACAGGACACAGGUCUUUUCCAUCCAAGCUAUUGUGGAGCCUUUUGAGGAUCAGAGAGUGGUGUCCGUUUAUAGCUGCGACCUCAUGGGAGAAGAGAGGUCCGACAUAUUUGGACGAACAUUCGAGAAGGUCUACCCGAUAGAACAGAACAAACCGAUAGAAAUACAGACACCAGGAGACGUGGAGGCUGAUAAAUUUAUGUCCUUGUACAGACGAACACGAAUUCGAUAAUUGCUGCACUUGUUCUUUUAUUUCUCUUUCACUUCGUUAUUCCUUUAGUUGAAGUUUUUUAGGCUCUGCGAGAUCCUUUGUUUAAUGAAAUAUUUAGUCUUUGGUCUCUUCCUCGGCUCCUCAACAUUGUUAUCAUACUUAUCUUGUUUUACUUGCUCUUGCUCAACGAAUUGAUGAUCUCGAUUUUUUUUCUCUCCCACCCACAUCCUCCUCUAACCGAUGUCAAACGAUUGCGCCGAAUCGACGACAAUUGAUCGAGAGCAAGACUCUAGCCCUAGUCCGCUUCGUGAGACGAAAUUUUGAGAUUGCGUUGGACGGUUUUAUCGCGGAGUUCCUGGUCGACAAAGACAACAAGAUAGUUCUCCAUGGCGUGUGGUCGGCAACGGUGUACAAAGAGGGCAACAUGGUGCCUCAAGACCCGGGCAAAAAGCUCCAGCAACGACAGCAGCCGAGCAAAGCCUACCCUUUUCCAACAGAUAGGGUGAAGGGGAUUACGUUGCCUGAGUAAUUCAUUUCUAGUUGAUGUUCUUGUUCACAAAGUAGUUCGAAGGAACUUGAAUUUGUAGUUUUCAUGUUAUUCCUGGUGGCAGUUUUUAUGCUGGUUAUCAACAUUCUUGGAUGAAAUGCUUGUCCUGAUUCUACGUAUUUUUCCUCGUAGAUAUUUACAAGAAUUAAAUAAGUAGUCUCGUCGACAGUUUCGGAAUACUGAACUGGGCAAAAUUCCAUCCCGUAUUUAUAAGAAAAUGCAACUCCUCGUCGCUGUAACUACAAAUGCAAAAAGAACACCUUCCCACAUGCGCAUUCAGAUUUCGUUUCGACCCGAACACGACCAAAGCGCACUCAACUCUGCAUGAGGAAAGGAGAAAGAAGAAGGUCGGUGAACGAGAAGCUGACGAGUUGAUAGACCGAAUAGUUGGGAAUAAGAGAAAGGGGGACGAACCUGAACUGCUAUUAGAAGUCUGGUCAGAGGAGGACUAUCUAGGCGAAAUCAUGCUGCCGAAACUGUCAGACUUGGACAGCGUGAAGGGGCCAAAGAGCUAUAGGAUAGGGAAACCAGAUUCGAAAACAACGAGGAUGUUAUGAAAAACGGUAUUGCGGAGUUUUAUAACAGAGCAGUUAGUUAGUUAGUUAGUUAGUUAGUUAGUUAGUUAGUUAGUUAGUUAGUUAGUUAGUUAGUUAGUUAGUUAGUUAGUUAGUUAGUUAGUUAGUUAGUUAGUUAGUUAGUUAGUUAGUUAGUUAGUUAGUUAGUUAGUUAGUUAGUUAGUUAGUUAGUUAGUAUAUAAUAUAAAGGAAUGAGAAUGGGCAUGAUCAUACGCUUAUUGUUAUUCCCUUGUUCAAGUUCAUGAUGCACUCAAUCACACAGUUCUUGUUUCUCAUCCCCAUCUUCUAACUUUCGACGGCAAGAAAACUCGGUUUAUGAACGAUAGUUCUGUGACACUAGAACUGAAAUGGCAAGGAAACGGGGAACCGUUUCAGAACGAAUUGCGGCUACUGCUGAGUCACGGCCAGUUUGCCAUGCCUUGCAAUCCGAGAGUACAGUUGUGGCUGAGGGAAGAUGGUAUUAUUGCUAUUCGAUUUGAAAAAGGAUGAGUUUCAAUGUUCUUGAAGAUGUUCAUUCUAUUUUUUAUUUGCCAGAAUCGCUAAUGAAUUAGCUCACACAUCAUGUCAAGAAACCUCACCACUCCUAGGUGAAUACACUCCCUUGUGGACGAGUCAAGUUCAUAAGCAGACCGCUUUUCCGCAAUUUAAGGAGCAGGCAGAUCUCAAAAUAGAGCUAAAAGAAACCGAUGGCGCAGUAGAGCAGUGGCAGAAGACCAAGAAGGCGGCACGUGAAGGCGCAGAGGCCGCAAUAAAGCCACUAGCCGCAGUCGGAACGAGUGCCGCGAGCGGGAGCACAAGUAUUGUUCGAACACAGAUAAUGCUUUUGUUGCUGUUUUCGGUUUCUGCUGCUUUGAAUUCCUCGUUGACUAAAGAGAAAAGGUAGUCUUUUGGAUGGUCGUCAUCAAUUCCACAAUACGACACCAGGUAAAGCAGCACCAGCAAGAGCACGAUCGGCCGGCCCGUCGAAACUUAGUGCGAACACCCAUGUUGCCGGCGCAAGACUAGGCCAGCAUUGGGGUGUCGAUUCAACAGAUGCAGUUAUGUCAACGCAUGUUUUGGCAGCGCAAGUUUUGUCAAGGUACUAUAUAGCUCUUGAAGAUCAUUAUUAAGAUACCAUCAAAAAUAACAGUCACGAUGUCAACAUCUCCAUGUCUACCUCCACCUCACAGCAACGCCAUCACCCCCACCACCAGGUACCAAACCGAGCGCACGAAUCGUUGUACGAUGCUCUCUGUUCUUGCUCGCCAGCUAGAAAGGUUCCGCGACGUCCAACUAUCAUGGCAAGAACAAAGAAUGGCCGCAAGAGCAGCUGUCUCCAAAGCACAGCAAGACAUAGUGGAGAAGGAAGAACAGUGUAAGCUUCUUAUCAAGGAGAAAGAGGAGCUCGUUCGAGACUACAAGAAACGACUAGAGGCGAUGUUUCGUGGGGUCACUCGUGAUAUGGACGACAUGAAACAGCAGAAAGUGAUAGCAGAGAUUAAGGGUGGAGACCACAUUACAUCCUCAGCCAACAUCCUUCACCUUUUUUCAUUCUCUGGAAAAGAAGUGAAGGAUGUUCCGCAGAGUGCAAUGUCACAACCUCUAAAGAGAAUAAAUUAGCGGAAUCCCUGCAGAGAGAAGCGGAGCAGACGCGAAUGAUUGAGAAAUUGGAGCUGCGAAAUAGCGCUUUGCGAGUGACCAUCGACAAGACCAUGCACAAGAUGAACCAAUUAUCGGACGGUGCAGGUGGCGGUGGAGACGGUGCGGCAGCGAGUAGGUCAGACGGACCAAGAAUGGCCAUGGACAGUGAGGAUGGAGAUUAUGACUUUCAACUUUUGUUGUUGAACAGCGACGACUUCUACAUCUGACUCACAUUAACCUCAACGAGGACUUCUACAUCUAAAGACUCCAUCUUCUCUCUUUUUGUAGUACGUACCCAGCCCCCUCUUCUAAUCUCCGAAACUCCUUGCAGCGCAGGAGAAAAUCAAGAUCCUGGAGCACGAGAAAAAAGCGCUCUCUAUCGAUGCAGACAGUGCAAGGGUUGAGCUCCGGAAGAUGUAUCAGGAGAAAACCCAACUGGAGGAGAAAUCACAAAAGUUAGAACAAUUCAUCCGCAAUGUUGCGUUGAAGCCGUAG
Molecule: messenger RNA, 4883 nt
Organism: Amoebophrya sp. A25
Lineage: Eukaryota; Dinophyceae; Syndiniales; Amoebophryaceae
Source: the annotation of a GenBank genome assembly